GAGUACGAGAAUACGCAUCUACGCAGCAUAGAUAUGUCACCAUUUAUUUAUUUAUGUAUUUAUACAGCACUACGCCUGCUAAAUGUGCCGUUUGUUUUGUUUACUGUGGCAACUAUCACAAGAGUUGCUUGUCUCUUGACUACCGCAAAAUUAAUUGCCGUGUUCUUUAAUUCAUGAGCAUGGAUCCCGAGGCGAAAAUGCCAACGCCGAGGGUAGUAUCGCGUCGCGCAGCCCUCACCGUCCUGGGAGCGUCCCUGGCCCUCUUCUGUACCGUCGGCUUCUUGAAUGCCUUUGGCGUCUUCCAGGAACACUACCACUCGGGCCUGCUGCAAGACAAGUCUGAGUCGGACAUUUCGUGGAUCGGAUCCGUGUCCCUCUUUUUCCUCUCCGGCCUGGCUCCCGCCUCUGGAGUCCUGGUCGACCGAAUCGGGCCAAGGUCGCCACUUGUGAUUGGCAGUCUCGGUCUGCUCGUCGCCAUCUUCACAACUUCCCUCUGCACUCAGUACUACCAGUUCUUUCUCGCGCAGGCCGUGCUCCUCGGCGCCAGCACGUCUCUCCUCACCUGGCCGCCCAUGGCCGUCGUGUCACGUUCUCUCCCCAGCCACAGGGGCCUGGCACUAGGCGUUGUUGUCGGCGGAUCCUCCAUCGGCGGCAUAAUUUGGCCCAUUAUGCUAGCGCGCCUUUUUGACCACAGCAGUCUCAGCUUCGGCUGGAUCAUGCGGAUCGUCGGCUUCAUCAUGCUGCCACUGUUGGCCAUUGCCUGCGUUACUAUUCGAGAACCACCAGCGUCUCUUCCAGGCCCGUUACCGCCCAAAUCUCAGCCCCCGUCCAGAACCACAGCAUCAGCGACACCACCCAGCGACAGCAACGAUACGGCAAGCAGCAGCAGCAGCCAAGAAGAUGCCGCCGAAAACAGCUCACUGCCCGCCACCACCGAAAAGAAAAAAGUAAAGCGCUCCGAAAUCGUCACCCUCCUAAAAAGACCGGUCUUCAUCUUCUUGGCCCUCGGCCUGGGCAUCGGCAACAUAGGCCUGUUCAUCCCCCUCUUCUUCAUUUCGUCGUACGCCACCAGCUUGGGCAUGUCGUCACAGGUCGCCUUCUACCUCAUCCCGGCCAUCAACGCUGCGUCGCUCUUCGGCCGCCUACUCCCAGGCUACCUCGCCGAUAGCCACGGCCACUACAACAUCUGUAUCGCGGCUUUGUUUGCAUCCGCCAUCACCGCCUUCUCCUGGACGGCUGCGAAGAGCUUGGCAGGUCUGAUUGUUGUUUCGCUGGCGUAUGGGUUCAGUUCGGGGGCAAUCCUCGCGUUACAGGGUGCCUGCGUGUUCAAGAUUGCAGACCACCACAUGCAGGGCACGGCCUUGGGGCUGCUGAUGGGUUGUUUAGCAACUGCAUCACUUAUCGGCUCGCCUAUCGCAGGCGCCCUCAUUAGUCGAUAUAGCUACCUCGCCGCCUCCAUGUUUACGGGUGCUUCACUGAUCACUGGCUGCCUUUUAUUAAUUGUGGCAAGACUUUGGCUCAACAAAAAUUUUCUUGCCUCUGUGUGAGGGGAAAUUGGUGGCAGUACAGAGACGAGAUUUUCUUUUUCUUCCGAUAUCUGGCUAUAUACCUAAGCUUUGUAUAUUGUACGACCAAAACCUUCUCACAUAUAGUAGAACUAGAUGGGCCAACCCGAACCCGAUAUAAACAGACAUGAACUGCCCUAUAAUGGGCUAGCUGGUAUGAACAAGCGGAGUGCCCCGUCAUACGAGCCCCCUGCAAGCCUCGCUGCCAGAAAUGCCCGCCUCAAUCCUAGCCUUUUGUCUCGUGGAAAUCAAAGCACGUUCCAGCCCUUUCGCUCGCAGACUCACUCGGACCACAGCACGUGGGCGCGGGUGCAGCAUUUCAAACCACACAUUUCCGGGCCUUGUCCCAAACAAGAGUGGCACGUUCC
Lasiosphaeria miniovina is the source of this 1933-nucleotide messenger RNA. Its product is annotated as major facilitator superfamily domain-containing protein. The record is from RefSeq and is a predicted model, not a curated record. Gene Ontology annotation, cellular component: membrane. Gene Ontology annotation, molecular function: transmembrane transporter activity. Gene Ontology annotation, biological process: transmembrane transport. The transcript is spliced from 5 exons. Lineage: Eukaryota; Fungi; Ascomycota; Sordariomycetes; Sordariales; Lasiosphaeriaceae. Bases 174 to 1547 code for a protein of 457 amino acids.